AUGGCCGACACCGCUUCAGACACCGCUCCGCCCGCUGCCGCUGCAGCAGCGACAACAGCAUCAUCAUCAGAUAAACCUGCCAACAACAACUCGGCAACCACGAAUACCUCCAACACUGAAACGACAUCGAAUGCCCCCCAGUCGAAUUCGCAAACGGCGCAAUCCAACAUGGGAACUCCCAGUAACAACAAGAACCCUGGCUCCAACCCCGCCGCUGCCACGGCUAGUGGUGCCUCUGAGAAUCGCGGCCUACCUUACUACGAAAAGUUGCGACGCGAGUUACGCGACACUUUACAGAGGAAGCGAUUGAUGGAUAAAAGCAUGACGCAACUAGAAGAUAAUAUCUUCCGUUUCGAACAGUCAUACCUCGAAGAGACCAGCGCGGGCAACAUCAUCAGAGGAUUCGACAAUUAUAUCAAGGGCUCGAGUGGCUCAUCUGGCCUAGGAGGCGCUGGCAGCCUCUCGAUAUCUGGUGCGGGCGGCGGUGGCACCAUGCGACGCAAAUCAGCUGUGACGGACACGGAUCGAGUGUUUAGUCGGAGUUCCGCCUCGUUUAUGCGCGAUUCACCCGCACCAUCCUCGGUACAAACAACGCCGUCGCAUGCACCCACGCCAACAUCGUCCCACGGUGGUCCUUCCUCUGCGUCCAAUAAUGGCGGAGGAGGAGGCUCAAGCGCCAAAGCAGACGGAACGAAAAGCGGCUCGUCAAAGAACAAGAAGAAGAACUCGUCUGUGUCUACGCCUGUCGCCAAGGAUGACGAGGAUGUAGAUAUGGAAGGGAACGGGUCUAGCAAGCCACCCGCGAAGAGGCUGAAGAUCAGUUAUGGACGAGAUUGA
Messenger RNA from Talaromyces rugulosus, 837 nucleotides. RefSeq lists its product as uncharacterized. The record is from RefSeq and is a predicted model, not a curated record. The transcript has 3 exons. Lineage: Eukaryota; Fungi; Ascomycota; Eurotiomycetes; Eurotiales; Trichocomaceae. Gene Ontology annotation, cellular component: NuA4 histone acetyltransferase complex. The coding region runs from base 1 to 837 and encodes 278 amino acids.